Hibiscus syriacus is the source of this 1178-nucleotide messenger RNA. Its product is annotated as GDSL esterase/lipase At2g42990-like. The transcript has 3 exons. The coding region runs from base 1 to 1086 and encodes 361 amino acids. NCBI's taxonomy places the organism in Eukaryota, Viridiplantae, Streptophyta, Magnoliopsida, Malvales, Malvaceae. The record is from RefSeq and is a predicted model, not a curated record. Gene Ontology annotation, molecular function: hydrolase activity, acting on ester bonds.
AUGCUUGUCCAUGCUUACUGGAAUUAUCGAACUGUCAUGGCAUCCAUGAUCUUUCCCUGCAUUUUCUUCAUUCAAAUCUUAGCAAUCGCUUCUAAAUCCGACGCUAAAGUGUCAGCAGUCAUCGUCUUCGGAGAUUCAUCCGUUGAUUCCGGCAACAACAAUUUCAUCCCGACAAUCGCCAAGUGUAAUUUCGAGCCUUAUGGCCGCGAUUUUCCCGGCGGCACCCCCACCGGCCGAUUCUGCAACGGCCGACUUCCUCCGGAUUUCAUUUCCGAGGGCUUUGGGCUGAAACCUAUUAUUCCUGCCUACUUGGAUCCUGCCUUUAACAUCUCUGACUUCGCCACCGGAGUUUGCUUUGCUUCUGCUGCAACUGGCUACGACAACGCCACGGCCGAUAUACUGAAAGUGAUUCCUCUGUGGAAAGAAGUAGAAUACUACAAGGAGUACCAGAAGAAACUCCGAGCAUAUCUCGGUGACCGGACGGCGAGUGAGGUAAUCUCCGAGGCACUGUAUGUAAUCAGCAUAGGAACCAACGAUUUCGUCGAGAACUACUACGCGCUUCCCAAAAGAAAGUCCCAACUCACCGUUCAACAAUACGAGGAUUUCCUCAUCGGCAUUGCCGAAAAUUUCGUUAGACAGAUUUACAGCCUCGGAGCUCGGAAAUUGUCCCUGACCGGACUCCCGCCGAUGGGUUGUUUGCCGGUGCAGAGAACGACGAACUUCCACAAUCCUCUUAACUGCUUGGAGGAACGCAACAGAGUAGCCUUGGAAUUCAAUGGCAAGUUAAAAGCUACAGUGGCGAAGCUCAACAAGGAUCUUCCCGGGUUAAAAGUGUUCUUCGCUGAUGCUUAUGACUUGCUUUUUCAGCUCAUCACAAAACCCUCCCAAUAUGGAUUUGAGGUUGUCGAAGAAGGGUGCUGCGGAACAGGGUUCUUCGAGACGGGGUUUCUGUGCAACCGGCACACUCCGCACACAUGCCCAGAUGCAAACAAGUAUGUGUUCUGGGAUUCCAUUCAUCCCUCUCAAAGAACAAAUAAGAUCAUCUCAGACCAGUUAGUACCACUCCUCAAACAACUCUUUAUAUGAUUUUUCGAAUUUACAGGGACGACCAUUCCCUGUAAAUUUUAAUUUUUAUAUAAUUUAUAUUUUUAAUUAAUAAUAUAUUCAUUCUACGUUCA